AAGAGAACCUCAAAACUAAAGAUGCGCGCCUUCAUCGUAAUGUGCCUGGUGGCAGUCGCCUGCGCCGAUAAACUCGGCUACAACUACCAGCCCGUGGGCCACUCCAGCUCCGGCCUGUCCUUUGCUCCUGGUAGCGGAAGCAUUGGAGGUGGUUCCAUUGGAGGAGGAAGCCUAGGAGGUGGCUCUCUGGGAGGAGGAAGCCUAGGAGGUGGCUCUCUGGGAGGUGGCUCUCUGGGAGGUGGCUCCCUGGGAGGUGGCUCCCUGGGAGGUGGCUCCCUGGGAGGUGGUUCUAUCGGAGGAGGAAGCAUUGGCGGUGGUCUAGACUCUGGCCUUGGUGGUCUGAGCGGUCUGGGUGGUGGUGAUUCCUUGAGCGCCCCCGUCUCCUACCAAGCACCUGCUGCCACCGGUGAGCUCGAGAAGGAGUUCUUCACCUUCUCCGCCAACGAGCAGGACUUUGAUGAGCCCCAGGAGUUGGAGCGCGUCGCUGGAUCUGUAAACAAGGGACUGCGUGUUGUCUUCAUCAAGGGACCCGAGAACCGUGGCCUGGAGAACGCCGCUCUGGCUCUGGCCAAGCAGGCUGCCCAGCAGGAGACCGCCAUCUAUGUCCUGAACAAGCAGGCUGACAUCGGAGAUCUGGCCAGCAAGCUGAACGCCAUCCGCAGCAACAACAACAACAAGCCCGAGGUGCAUUUCGUCAAGUACCGCACCCAGGAGGACGCUGCCAACGCCCAGCGCGCCAUCCAGGGACAAUACGACCAGCUCGGAGGAUCCUCUCAGGCUCAUGAUGGUGGUGUGGCCAAGGCUCUGAACUUCGCCUCUGCCGGUCCCGUCCAGAGGGCUAACGCCCAGAUCCCCGAGAACGCCUACCUGCCCACUUCGGUCUUCCGUCGUCGCCUGUAA
Molecule: messenger RNA, 900 nt
Organism: Drosophila serrata
Lineage: Eukaryota; Metazoa; Arthropoda; Insecta; Diptera; Drosophilidae
Biological process (GO): chitin-based cuticle development
Cellular component (GO): chitin-based extracellular matrix
Molecular function (GO): structural constituent of chitin-based larval cuticle
Source: RefSeq, a predicted model, not a curated record